Pollicipes pollicipes is the source of this 3344-nucleotide messenger RNA. RefSeq names its product plexin-B. Gene Ontology annotation, biological process: regulation of cell shape; positive regulation of axonogenesis; sensory neuron axon guidance. NCBI's taxonomy places the organism in Eukaryota, Metazoa, Arthropoda, Thecostraca, Pollicipedomorpha, Pollicipedidae. The transcript is spliced from 14 exons. Gene Ontology annotation, cellular component: plasma membrane; semaphorin receptor complex. Gene Ontology annotation, molecular function: semaphorin receptor activity. The coding region runs from base 1 to 2847 and encodes 948 amino acids. The record is from RefSeq and is a predicted model, not a curated record.
AUGGCCGACGUCAAGUGUGUGACCUCCGCCUCAUCCGUCGUCAAGGAGGUCGCGGAGAUUAUGGUCACUCUGGACCGUGCCAACCGAACACUCAACGUUCGCUUCGUGUAUACGCCUGACCCGUCGGUGCUGGACAUCAAGCCGCUGAGGAGCUACGUCUCGGGUGGGCGGCCUCUGACCGUGCACGGCCGGCACCUGGAUUCGGUGCAGGCGCCUCAGAUGAUAGUGUUCAAUGAGACACACCGGCGGCCAAUCAACGCCACCCUCUGUCUGGUGCUGUCCGGCGAGCUGAUGGAGUGUCCGUCGCCGGCCAUCCCCCGUCUGUCCGGCGAGCCGGGUCCGGCGCCGGAGCCGCUCCGUCUGGCCGACUCCCGAGCCUCCCGGAUGCAUCGGUCACCCGACAGCCGGCCGACCGGGCCUCGACACCGGGAACUGCAGAUCGGCUUUCUCAUGGAUAAUGUACAGAAAGUUCAAAAUUUGAAGAAGUUCUUUCACAACGUGCUGUCGACGAUGACGUACGUGGAUGAUCCGGUUUACUUCCCGUUCGCCAAGGACGUGAAGAUCUUCAGCGGAGACACACUGGUUAUCGAGCCCUGCAAUGUCACCAGCCUGACGGCCAGCCAGCUGGUCUGUGUGCCGCCCCAGCAGCAGCCGGCCGGUCAGCUCGGCGCCGACAGCAGCCAGCUGCCAGACGUCGUCGUCAGCGUCGGCAACCUCCGGUUCACGCUCGGACAGCUGCAGUAUGACGACGACGGCGCGUUCAAGCUGGGUGCGGACGUGAUCGGCGGCAUCGCGGCCGGCGCCGCCGUCCUGGUGCUGGCCUCGCUGCUCAUCCUAUUCGUGUACCGGCGCAAGUCGUCCCAGGUCGAGCGCGAGUACAAGCGCAUCCAGAUCCAGAUGGACACGCUCGAGAACAACAUCCGCUCCGAGUGCAAGCAGGCGUUCGCGGCCAUGUGCACGUGGGACUCGCGGCGGGGCGGCGACCCUCUGGCGGCGGCCAGUCCCGACCUGCAGGCGCAGCUCAACAGCCUGGCGGCCAGCUUCAACCCCGACGAGGUCGACUGCCUCGAUCAGAGGGAGUUCCUCAUCAAGGUUCUGUUCCCUGGCAUCGCGGACCACCCGAUCCUGAAGCACCAGAGCCCCUCAUCUCCCACCAGUCCUCGGACCGCGCUCGACAUGGCCAUGCUGCAGCUGGAGCAGCUGGUGAGAAACCCCAACUUCCUGGUCACCGUCAUCGACACCAUGGAACAGCAGAAGGACUUCUCCAUCAGGGACAGGGUGACGGUGGCGUCCCUGCUGACGGUGAUCCUGAUGACCAACAUGGAGUACAUGACGACCGUACUGCACCAGCUGCUGGUGCGGCACAUAUCCAGGAUAUCGCGUUCCAAACAUCCUCACCUGAUGCUGCGCCGCACCGAGACCGUCAUGGAAAAGCUGCUCACAAACUGGAUAUCCGUCUGCCUCUACGGACACAUCCGGGAUCGGCUGUCCUCGCCGCUGUACCUGCUGACCAAGGCCAUCAAGCACCAGAUGUCGUGCGGGCCGGUGGACGCCGUCACGCUGGAGGCCCACUACAGUCUGGCCGAGGAGAGGCUGCUCCGGCAGCAGGUCGAACACAACAGCGUGACGCUGCUAGUAACAACUGAGGAGACUCCAUACGAGCGGAUCCCGUGUAACGAGUACCAGGGCCAGCCCCGGCUGUACGAGGACGUCAGUCACAAGGUCAACGUUCACGCGCUCGACUGCGACUCCAUCAGUCAGGUCAAGCAGAAGGUCAUUGACGAGGUGUUCUGCGGCCUGCCCGCCUCGCAGCGGCCCAGCCACCACUGCGUCGCCCUAGAGUGGUGCCGUGCGGACGGUCAGCGGACUUUGCUGGCCGACGAAGACGCCACCAGCAAAGCUGCUGACGGAUGGAGGCAGAUCAACACCCUCUCCCACUACGGCAUCUCCAAGAUUGCCACCAUGUACUUGGUCCAGGCCAGGGAAACAGUGCGAACCAAGAAGUACAACACACCCGGCUCCGCGAGCAGUUUCUCUUUGCCGUCGGCGCUCUCUCCGCUGGUGAACACCAACAUCUACGUGCGGCCGGGCGCCGAGAUCAAGGUGUACCACCUGGUGCGACCGGAGGGGCCGGCCGGCGGCGGCGGCAGCGGCGGCGCUGGCCAGGAGACGGCCGCCCGAGCCGUGCCGGAGGUCUUCCUCACCCGACUGCUCGCCACCAAAGCCAUGCUGCAGCGCUUCAUCGACGAUAUGAUGUCGAGCCUGUUCGUGCUUGACGACGAGCCUCCGGCGGUGGUCAAGUGGCUGUUUGACGUGCUGGACGAGGAGGCCGAGAGGGAGGGUAUCGACCACCCGGAGAUCCUGCACGCAUGGAAGGCCAACUGUUUGCCGCUGCGUAUGUGGGCCAACCUGAUCCGGCGUCCGGAGCUGAUAUUCGACCUGGACAAGUCGCCGGCCGUCGAGUCCAGCCUGACUGUGAUAUCUCAGAGCCUUGUGGAGGCGUGUCUGUCCACGCCCCACACCAUCUCCAAAAACUCGCCGUCGCAUAAACUCGUGUUCGCCAAGGACAUCGGCCGGUGGCAGUGCUCGGUGGGCGAGUAUUUCGAGUCGGUGCGAAGCCGUCCACCGGUCAGUGACCAGGACCUGGGCGUGUUCCUCCAGCAGCUGUCCCGCAGCCAGGCGGCUCAGUUCGACGCCAUCGCCGCCCUCAAGGAGCUCUACAUCUACAUGAACAAGUACAGGGAAGAGGUUGUACAUGCCCUAGACAGCAACUCGGCCUGCCAGCAGCUGUUCUUCUCUGAUCGUCUUUCCGUUAUUGACGCCAGUGUUGGAGCAUCAUUGUGCUGAGAGGCUUUCAAAUGCAAUAGAUGAGUCAUGUUUGGUGGCUUUUCUUCUCAUCGCAAGUGAUAACUUUGGGGGGGGGGGGGCGAACGCCACGUCUUGUUUUCCGUCUUGUGUCGAUGAACCAUCUAACAGUAUCUGCAUCGUUUUGUGGAGCGGGUUGAGCAGUGAUCUUUGUUGAAUUCGCUGCGAAUGCUCUCUUGAAGCGGAUGCUGAAGUGCUAGUCAUUAAAUAGGGCGUUUUGUGUGUCGUUAGAGAUAAAUUCAACACACUUCGAAUGCAACUUCAAACCAUUUCACUGCAGGACUAUGUAUACUAUACAGGACUACACAGACAGGACUUCACCAUGUGCAGACAUGAUGCCUUAUUCUAGACAUGUCGUGUUUUACCACUAAGAAUCGGCCUUUGAUGGCCGGCAGUUUCCAGGAUGACCGUCUGUCCCUCGUCUCGGCCACACUGUUGUGGUCCGACGUUACGCUGCGUUCAAUACAGGUGUGUUUGCA